CGCCGUGCUGAUUUGCAGAUGCAGCAGAAACAAGGCAAAGAGAACCCAGAGGAGCUCCAGUACAAACAGCACUGUGCCUGGCUGUGGGCCCGAGAUCAGCUGACAGACGUCAUCAAAGCUGCCACAAAGGACAGUCCUGUUGUUCAGGGGAACUCCAUCCUGGCUCUGAGCGGCCUGGCUGCUGUCCUGGCCAAAUAUGAGAGCAACCUGCCUGCUGACAGCGACGGCAGCCUCACGGCGGGUCCAGAGUUUGUGCCCACAGCCAGCUGGUUGGCCAUGGUCCUCAACACCCUGCUCAGCAUCAGCAGCAGCAGCUACAAGGCCAGAGGACAAGUCUUCCCAUGGUUCCUACAUCGUUCCUACUCUGGUGAGAACACAGCCAGUGCCAUAGCUCGCUCCUGUGCCAGCGUGGCCCUGUCCCUGCUGGUCCCGGUGCUGGUGGUGUGGCAGAGGGACGGUGUGGUUCAGGUCCUGUCAGUGCUGCAGGCCAGCCUGCCGGGCUCCCCCACCGCUGACGACUCCCAGGCUGUCCAGUUCCACUCAGGCCUAGCGCUGGGUAUGGUGCUGUCCAGCCUGCACCACCAACGCCUCAG
Molecule: messenger RNA, 593 nt
Organism: Plectropomus leopardus (leopard coralgrouper)
Lineage: Eukaryota; Metazoa; Chordata; Actinopteri; Perciformes; Serranidae
Source: RefSeq, a predicted model, not a curated record